Messenger RNA from Mercenaria mercenaria, 1435 nucleotides. RefSeq lists its product as uncharacterized. The record is from RefSeq and is a predicted model, not a curated record. The transcript has 5 exons. Lineage: Eukaryota; Metazoa; Mollusca; Bivalvia; Venerida; Veneridae. The coding region runs from base 92 to 1435 and encodes 447 amino acids.
CGAAUAUGUAACGUGUUUAAACAGAUAUAACCAUUUUUCUGAAAAUGAAGCGUGUAAAGUUUAAAAUGGAAAUAGGAGUAAAAUACAUUAAAUGACAGGAUGUUUUAGGAUUAAAGAUGGGAUGAACAAACUAUCAAAAAUGAUUACUGAAGAAGAAGAACAUUUUCUAAGAGCAUCUAUAUUGCUGCUUAAGGGUGGGCGAUUAAUGUCAAAAGAAAUUUUGAACAGAGACUUGCAGAAAGCCGGGGGAAAUCUUGAUACAAUUCUAAAACAGUACAAAAAAAAAUUCAAGCACAUAUUUUUAAAAAAACAGUAUCAGAAGUUGUUUCCACCAGCUGGAGGAACUAACGUAGAUACUUGGGAUUUAGCUUUGCUUGUUACAGUACCACUGAAGGUGUUUAAGCAAUCACUUACCGACGAUGAAAGAAAGGCCUUGCAAUCUUUAAAGUAUAUGAGGGAUGAGGUUUACGGCCAUACUCUUUCUUCGUCCCUACGUGUCGAUGAAUAUAAAGAAAUCCGGGAAAAGAUAGAAAACGCACUUACAUCACUUUCGAAUGGGUUAAGCGACAAUCUGAAAGACGACUGCAGUAAGGUUAUUUAUGAAUGCACAAAAGAAACUAUCAGCCCAUCAUUAAAGGUGGAACUUACAAAACUGCUUGAAGACUCAGAGGAUUUGUUUCAGGCUAUUAUGAACAAACUCAGAAACCAGAACGAAUUUCUUUCCGAAAUGAAAAAAGAAAUAAUGGACAGACUAGACAAAAUAAGUGGAGACCGAAGUGAAAAGAUUAUAAAAGUGAUAGAUACUGAGCUAACGUUGAGUGGAGCAGUCGGUAAAAGCAAGGACAUAGAUUUUGCUGAAGGAAUCAUCACAACGAUUAUUAAUAAAGCAGUAAAGAAAGUCGGAAACGAAUAUGACUAUCCGAGAAUUCGCAACGUUGUUGACAAGAUUCUUAAAGACAUUGAAAGCAUGCCUGAUGUGGAAAUACUAUCAGCAGAACCCAAAUGCAUACUUCUUAAAUUUAAAUGUACCACUUAUAUAGGUAUAUCAAACAUGCUGAUGUAUUUGGAGAGCAGAAGCUUCCUUGAUUCUCUAAAUGAUCUUGCCCUUGCACUGAGUUCCACUUUUCCUAAUGUGGGCGGUCAGUUAAGACUGGAUGUGAUAGUUACACCAGAGUGUAUGAAGAAUCUGCUAGAUGAACUAAGAGUGAAAACAAUGGAAACCACAAUAUAUGAACGCACCAUACGAGUGCCAAUAAAGGUUAAAUCAGUACAAGGAAUUGAACACAUAUGGUCUCUGUUUGAAACCGGCAAAGCUACAAAUAGAUUGAAUGAAUUGUCAGAAGCUGUAUUCGAUGAGUUAAAUACAAAAAUAACAGUUACAUCUUCUGUAAAUUUAGAGCAUGUACAGGCAGCCAUUAAGGAAGCAGGUAUAUAA